GCCAUUGUUCCGGGUGAAGUAAAACAGGAGGGGUUUCAUGAAAGCUGGUUUCCGUUGUGUGUUAUUUGACAGUCAGUGACGAUUGACGGGAGUCCAUCAGCUCAGUGGCCGUUGAUGGACCAUCCCUAUGAAGAAACAGGGUUACAAUGGGACAGAGUACCUCGGAACAAGAGGUCCAAGGAGACACCGAGGUUGGCGAGGACGGGUUUGAUAACAUCAAGACGUUUGUGGAGGAGGAACUACAGACGAGCAUGAUGGUGGGGAUGGUGAUUGGUGCGGGCAUCGCCAUAGUCCUUAUCGCCAUCCUCAUCUUCUUCAUCUUGCGGAGGAUCCAGCUUCGAAAUCUGGAAGCUCAGGAGGCACCAAAAUACCGCUUUCGCAAGAGGGACAAAGUCAUGUUCUACGGGCGAAAGAUCAUGCGUAAAGUCUCGCAGUCUACCUCUUCCCUGGUGGGUACUUCCUCGUCCUCUCGGCCACGCCUAAAGAAGAAGCAGAAGAUGCUCAACAUUGCCAAAAAGAUCCUGCGCUUUAAGAAGGAGGUGCCCAUUCUGCAGGCUAAGGAGCCUCCUCCCUCAGUUCUGGAGGCCGACCUCACUGAAUUUGAUGUGGCCAACUCCCACCUCCCCUCCGAGGUGCUCUACAUGCUCAAAAAUGUCCGUGUGCUGGGUCACUUUGAGAAGCCCCUCUUCCUGGAGCUCUGCAAACACAUGGUGUUUGUACAGUUCCAACAAGGGGAGUACGUGUUCAGGCCAGGCCAGCCUGACAGCAGCAUCUACGUGGUCCAGGAUGGAAAACUAGAAUUGUGCCUUACUGGAGCGGAUGGCAAAGAAAGUGUGGUGAAGGAGGUUUACCCAGGAGACAGUGUCCACAGCCUGCUCAGCAUCCUGGAUGUCAUCACAGGCCACCAGAAGCCUUAUAGAACGGUGUUGGCUAGGGCUGCAGAGGUUUCCACUGUUCUCCGUUUACCUGUCGAGGCCUUCCUCGCUAUAUUUGAGAAGUACCCUGAGAGCCUGGUGCGAGUAGUACAGAUUAUCAUGGUUCGUCUCCAAAGAGUAACAGUCCUCGCUCUGCACAACUACCUGGGGCUCACCAAUGAGCUCUUCAGCCAUGAAAUGCAGCCCUCACGUCUGCCACCUCCCUCCCCUCACCCGACUCGUACCAGUCCCAUCCGCCAUGGCAAGCGCUUUGGCAGCCUGACAGUGACCGAGGAGCACAGGGAAGCUGCCAUUAAGGGUGAAGCUACAGGAGGGGAACAAGGGAAGGAUGGUGCAACAGUGCCAACUCUGAGCAGGACCAUCUCCAUGCCAGUUGACAUUGCUGGUAUCCAAAAAAGCCUGAGAUCAGACUUUGACAUGGCAUACGAGAGGGGGCGGAUCUCUGUGUCUGCAGAGGACGGCAACACUCCUCCUACUUUUACUCGGUCUGUAUCCCAGGACCAGCGGGAGAGGAGGGUGACAGUGGAUGAGGUUCCCUCAGGGAUCUAUCUGUAUCCAGAGGAAGAGGCCGGAGUAGACAACAUUUUCACACCUGUAUCAAAUCGAUCGAGUGCUGCUCUGUUUGAGGAAGCUCAGAAAGAAGUCCUCAAACUCAUGAAGAUUGAGGACCCAUCCUUGUUAAAUGGAAGAGUGACUCUGCACCAUGCAAAAGCUGGAGCUGUCCUAGCCAGACAGGGAGACCAGGACGUGAGUCUACACUUUGUCCUGUCUGGUUGUCUGCACGUCUACCAGCGCAUGAUAAACAAGCAGGACGCAGUCUGUUUAUUUGUGACCCACCCGGGGGAGAUGGUAGGCCAGCUUGCUGUGCUCACCGGAGAACCCCUCAUCUUCACCAUCAAGGCCGUCCGAGACUGCACUUAUCUCAAGAUCUCAAAGUCGGAUUUCUACGAGAUCAUGAGGGAGCAGCCCAGUGUGGUGCUGAGUGCGGCUCACACGGUGGCCAUCCGCAUGUCCCCGUUUGUCAGGCAGAUGGACUUUGCCAUUGACUGGAUGGCUGUGGAGGCUGGCAGAGCCCUCUACAGACAGGACGACCAGUCAGACUGCACCUACAUUGUUCUGAAUGGACGUCUGCGUUCAGUCAUACGCAAGGCAAAUGGCAAGAAAGAACUAGUGGGGGAAUAUGGCAGAGGAGACCUCAUUGGAGUGGUGGAGGCUUUGACCAAGCAGCCGAGAGCCACCACUGUCCACGCUGUGAGAGACACAGAGCUGGUCAAGCUGCCCGAGGGAACGCUCAAUAACAUCAAAAGGCGGUAUCCUCAGGUGGUGACGAGGCUGAUUCACUUGUUAGGCCAAAAGAUUCUUGGAAACCUGCAGCAGGGCCGCGGGCCGUUCUCCGGUUCAGCCCUGAGUCUGCCCAGUAUGACAACCAGUGCUGAUGUCACCAACCCCGCCAGCAACCUCUCCACUGUGGCAGUCCUGCCUGUAUGUGAUGAGGUGCCAAUCAACGCAUUCAACCUGGAGCUCAGCCAUGCCCUCAGUGCCAUCGGGCCCACUCUGCUAUUAACCAGUGACAUAAUCAGAGAGCGCCUGGGUGCUUCUGCUUUGGACAGUAUCCACGAGUACCGUCUGUCUGGCUGGCUGGCCCAGCAGGAGGACAUCAAUCGGAUUGUCCUGUACCAGACUGACAACAGCAUGACCCCGUGGACUCAGCGCUGCAUCCGCCAGGCUGACUGCAUCCUCAUUGUCGGCCUGGGGGACCAGGAGCCUGCUUUGGGAGAGUUGGAGCAGAUGCUGGAGAAUACAGCAGUUCGGGCUCUGAAGCAGCUGGUCCUCCUGCACAAAGAGGAUGGGCCGGGACCAUCUAGGACUGUCGAGUGGCUAAACAUGCGUAGUUGGUGCUCCGGGCAUCUGCACCUCAAGUGUCCCCGCAGGGUCUUCUCCAGACGCAGCCCCAGCAAGCUGAGGGAGGUGUAUGAGAAGGUGUUUGAGAAAACGGCUGACAGGCACAGUGAUUUCUCUCGGCUGGCCCGAGUCCUGACUGGAAACAGCAUCGCUCUGGUGCUGGGAGGAGGUGGAGCCAGAGGCUGCUCUCAUGUCGGCGUGAUCAAAGCUAUGGAGGAAGCGGGGAUUCCUAUUGACAUAGUAGGUGGAACCUCAAUCGGCUCAUUCAUCGGUGCACUAUACGCUGAGGAGAGGAGUGCCGUCAGAACCAAACAGAGAGCCAGAGAGUGGUCCAAGGCGAUGAAUUCGGUAUUUAAAACAGUCCUGGACCUGACCUACCCCAUCACCUCCAUGUUCUCUGGUUCUGCCUUCAACACCAGCAUCUAUAAAGUGUUCCAGGACAAGCAAGCUGAGGACCUGUGGCUGCCAUACUUUAAUGUCACCACUGACAUCACAGCUUCAGCCAUGCGUGUUCACCAGGAUGGUUGCGUCUGGCGCUAUGUUAGAGCCAGCGCCUCCUACACCCCCUAUUUACCUCCCCUGUGCGACCCCAAGGAUGGCCACUUGCUUGUGGAUGGUUGCUAUGUUAACAAUGUCCCAGGCUCUCUGUGGCGCUAUGUGCGAGCGAGCAUGACCCUCUCGGGGUAUCUGCCGCCACUCUGCGACCCCAAAGAUGGCAACUUGCUAAUGGACGGUGGCUACAUCAACAACCUGCCAGCGGACAUAGCGAGGAACAUGGGCGCCAGAACGGUCAUUGCCAUCGAUGUGGGUAGCCAAGAUGAGACCGACCUCUGUAACUAUGGCGACUGCCUGUCUGGCUGGUGGUUGCUGUGGAAACGGAUCAAUCCCUGGGCAGAGAAAGUAAAGGUACCGGACAUGGCAGAGAUCCAGUCUCGACUGGCCUACGUGUCCUGUGUGCGGCAGUUAGAGGUUGUGAAAAAGAGUGCCUACUGCGAGUACAUCAGACCUCCCAUCGACCGCUUCAAGACCAUGGACUUUGGCAAGUUCGACGAGAUCUAUGAUGUGGGCUUCCAGCAUGGCAAGCUGGUGUUUACCGGCUGGGCCCGAGGUGACAUUAUCGAGAACAUGCUGAAGGACCAUCGGUCAGCUGACUACAAUGACAGCAAGAGAACUGAUUCCUGCACGUGUCCAGGUGCUGACUUCACUGACCUUGCAGAGAUUGUGUCCAGGAUAGAGCCGGUCCAAAGCUACGUAGCUGCAGAAGCAGAGGAGUCAGACUGUCUGACAGAGUACGAGGAAGAUGGGAUGGACACAGUGAGAGAGGAGGAGGGGGAGGAAGAAGAGGAGGAAGCAGAUGACCCCGAGGACCAUUCCCCUGGAGAGUGGGGCCAGAAUGGUGUCUUUCAGACUGAUGAGGAGAAAUCUGUGAGACAACGCAGGAAACUCGCCAGUGACUCCAACACCUCAGAAGUCUCUGACUGCUGACAGAGGGCCACGGAGGAGUAGGGGGACUUUAAUGACAAAGGGCCAAAUUCUGGGUCCAUAAACUGUCAAGGCUAAAGAUGCCACACUCAGCUCCUGCAACUUCUGGAACUCUGAAAUACUUUUUUGUCUUUCUUGAUGAAAUCACCGUUCAUCCUCAAAAUUGUUGAACCUUAAUUGCAUCAGGUGGCUUCCUCCCCGCUCUCACACUGGCUUCAUCGAUUCACAUUCUGACCCCGCCGUCAAAAAUGUGUGGUCUCAAAUGAGAACGAUCUUCGAAGGUCUACACCGCCAAGCUGCUGUUUUGAUCCACUUUUACACUAAACUGACCCAUUGCCAGAAUCCCUGCCUGCCAACUCCCAAACAUGCCAAAACUGGGACUUCCACCAGUAAGCAAACCAAUGAAAGAGGGACACGUCAAACUUCCAAUCACUCUCCUGUUUCUCAUUUUCAAACAGCCAGAAGGACCCCGCCUACUUGUCUCAUCUGUGUCUCUGAGUCUUUGUGUGUCCGUCAAAUGUCGGUACGUCUUCAUGGCACUCCAUUAUUGAGGUUUCGACGGAUUUCAAGGUCCAUCAAUUUCCUUUGUGCACUUGUGGGACUGGAUCUGCAUGUUGCCUCUAUUAGGAUGACUGUUGGUACAGGUGUGCGGAGCUGUGAUUUGUUGAAAUAGUAGCAGUAGAGCUGUAGCUAUGGGUGUCAUGUUGGGAGUCAGGAAGGGGAAGCUGUAUGAGGUAGAGAUGUUCAUGUAGACACUAAAGUAGAGUUUUAGUGAAAUUAACUGAGCAGGACCAGUGUUAGGAAGCAGAACGAGGAUGCAUAAGAGAGAAACACAUUAAUGAACGCUGUAGAAAGUUUUGAAAUGUGGUUUUAAGAAUGUAAAGUAAAUAGACAAAAAAAGAGAUGGACCUGUGAGCAAAGUGUUACUUAAUUUAUUUAAAAUUCACCCACAGUAGAGCACAGUGAGCUUGAUGAACUGUAGGUAGAUAACACUGAAGGGAGGAUGAGGACGAUGUGUAACGCAAAUCUAGGAUGAAUGAGAUGAUUUAAGUGAGUGGAUGACGAAUCUGCGUUUUUGAGAUUUUGUGUUUUGGCUGUUUUGGUUGAGAGAAAGGCGACGCCUUUUCCCACCAGCGUUCGAUCAGUUAUCAGUGAGCAGUGACUGUCAUGAAGAGAGCGAUUAUUUGGCUUGAGCCCGCCUCUGCUCGCACGAGGUCACACUGUCAUGGUGCGUGUCCACAGGAUUCGUCAUUUUUGUGAUUCCCAUUCACUGUCUAUGACAGCAGCUGUGCAUCCUGGUAGCAGUGCAUCCUGUAAGGGUACACUCCCACAUGCAUGACAUCAACAGUGGCAAACACAUUCACCGCAAAAGGCCAAAGGGAAAAAAAGUAACCAUCUUGUGGCAAGGCAAAUUCGCAUCUUGGCUUCACCUGGCGAUUGUCAUUCGCUUGCAUGUACUUAUCAACGUACCACAAGGCUUUGGUUAUGGUGUGUAAACUGUUUGUGGCUUGGGACUUCGCUAGUCAAAGUUCACCAAGAUGUGGAUUUGCUUCGCCACUGGAUGCCAAUGUUUGCCCCCUCGGACACAUAGAAUAGAAGGUAACGGGAGGUAAAUAUUUGCCACGGUUGACUUUGCGUAUGUGUGACUGUAGUCAAAGAGAGACAAUGGUUGCCCAGUCCUCAUCUGCAUAAAGUUGAAGUCUAGGCUAAUCAUUGGGGUCCAGCACGAUGCAUUGCCCCCGGAAAUUCAGGAACAAAGAUAAAAAAUGUCUCUGAGUUAAAAUCAAGAACAGUUCAGCAGCUGCAUGGCUUAUAUUUCACUUAAAAUGUCUUCAGAAACAUAUGUGAACUGUUGUUGUAAUUAAAGUCAAUUUCAGAGCAGACAACUCUCAGUCUGGUGCAGUUUUCCCAGGGUACAGCUUGUGUUGGUCGAGCGUCAAUGCUGAGAAUGCCCCUGUGGACACGUACCUGUGCUGAAAGCUCCUGCAUACAGUAAUCGAGGUGUGUAUGACAGUGUGUUUGAGAAUUACAGUAGUUAAAAUCUUUGAAAACUAGCCAAUAAAUUAUUGUCAACGGAGAAGUCAUGUACACAUGGAUAAUCCACAGGAACUCCAAGUAAUCCCUAACUUCAAGUGGGCAAAAAAAAAACACCUCAUGUAACUAUUAACACUUGAUUAAUAUGGACCUCUUGUAGAAAUUGUAACAAGAUUAUAUUAUAAUGUACACAUUGUUGAUAUUCAUAUAUGUAUAUGAGGUGAAAAUUUGUAAGUUGAUGCUUUGCUGCAAAACAAGGGAACCUUCACCUUUUAUCUCCUAAAAUCCAUUCUGUUUUAUUUAUACAUGUUAGCUACUGGCUUUUUAAAAUUGUAUUUUUUUUUCUUUUUCUUAAUUUGGGGGUGGGGAUGGGGUUGUUUUUAUUUUAAUUAACUUGGCUUUAGCUGUUUUGCACUGAAACAUUUGACAUAUUCCUUGCUCAGAAGAUGUUUGGUUUCAUAUUUGCCAUCCACCUUGAGAUGCCAAGAGAAUCUAAAGUAUAAAAAUAGAGGUGAUAAUUUAAUAUGCAUAUUGAAAAAAUAAAUAUAAUAUGCAUCAUGUCAGGUGGCAUUUGAGUUUUUUCCCUGAUACCUCUUAUACCUUUUCUUGCAUGUUAUGAGCUCCACCAUUUUAAAGUAACAUGAUGUAACUUUUUACCCUAAAUAACAUGUUGAUGCCACAGUGUCUUGUAACAGGGUGAAUGGUGUCUCUGCCUCAUCCACUCUGCUCCCCUAUUACUUGUUUCUUAGAACUUAAGUGAGAGGGUGGUGAUAACACAGUGAUUUAAAAAAAUGAAUAAAAAAAUGUUCAUGCCAUUAUGCUGUUUAAACUUCGGCUCAACACCAAAGCCAAAUUUCAGGCAUGUGAACUUGUAGACGGUUCAGAACCUCCAGGUGUUUUUCUCAUUUCAUUCAUUUUUAAACCAAAAACAAAUUAAUUUAGGAAGCUGUGACUCACUGUUUUACUAUAAACCACUUCCUAAAGCCCUUUUAGGAAACCCACCGUACUGGAAAAUAUACUGUUCAUCGGCUGAUGAAUGACUUUACACAGUGACGUUUUGAUAGGGUAUCAUUUCUGUGAUUAAUAAUUGUUAAGCAAAACACAGCACAGUGGUGCAUUAAUGUGCCACUUGAUGCUGUAUGUCUCAGUGUGAAAAACCUGCUCGCUAUUGAUUAAACAAUUACAUUUCACCGUUAA
Acanthopagrus latus (yellowfin seabream) is the source of this 7550-nucleotide messenger RNA. It is a transcript of the gene pnpla6, whose product is annotated as patatin-like phospholipase domain containing 6. The record is from RefSeq and is a predicted model, not a curated record. NCBI's taxonomy places the organism in Eukaryota, Metazoa, Chordata, Actinopteri, Spariformes, Sparidae. Gene Ontology annotation, molecular function: phosphatidylcholine lysophospholipase A1 activity. Gene Ontology annotation, biological process: phosphatidylcholine metabolic process. The transcript is spliced from 37 exons. Gene Ontology annotation, cellular component: endoplasmic reticulum. The coding region runs from base 147 to 4322 and encodes 1391 amino acids.